AUGUCCUCCCGCCUGGUGGUGGCCCUCAAUCGCACGGUCGUCGAGUAUUUCCGAAAGACGAGCCUCAAUGGAUUCGGUUUGCUGUACUUCAUCCGGAGACGUCGUGUGCAGCGCAUCUUUUGGUUCUCCUUCAUCUGCUGCGGCCUGAUCUUUGCGGGCUAUUCGGUAUUCGCCAUGAUACUGGAACUGCUGGACAACUCCACGAUAACAGAUCUAUCCGAGCGGGAUUUGGGGGAGAAAGGGGCGUUGACGUUGCCAUCGUUGGCGAUUUGCAGUGGCCAUAGAUUUAGUAAAAGAAAGAUGCAGGACUACACGCAGAUGCUGGCCAAUUCCAGUGGAAAACCAUUGGGUUUCUGGUGGCAAAAGAUACAUCUACUGUCGGGCUACACGGAUCCCAUGUCUGUGGACCCCGAAGAAGCCAAGGAGCUGCAAGAGUCUCUGGGAUUUAGAGAUGUACGCUCCCAGUUGAUGGAUCUAUCGACCCCCUGUGUUUCCCUGAUCCUAAAAUGUCAGCAGAAUCGUGUGACCAUCAAUUGUUCAGAGAUAUUCCAGCUUCGAGCCACUAAUCACGGCCACUGCUGUGUCUUAAGGGACGCGAAUAUCACGGGAGAGCUGUCGCUGUCGUUGGACACCUCCCAAGAAGAUGAAUUUCCAAUGGAGAAGAGCAGUUUUCCCGGUUUCCGUUUGCAUAUUUCCAGUUGGUUGGGCCGCAUAACCAUCGGCGGGGGGGAAAAGUCCCUGGUGGAAGUGAACGCCAUGGAGCUGGGGGCCAAUUCGGAGCUACGCGACUAUCCCCUGGACAGACGUGACUGUUACUUCCCGCACGAGGGUGACGGCAGGGAGAAGUGCCUGCAGGAUUGCCGGAUUAGGGCCUCUCUAAUGAAUUGUCACUGUGUGCCGUAUCCGUUCGAGAGAGAGGCGAAAUUAAAGCAAAAGUCUUGUACGCUAGAGGACAUUGCCUGCCUGCAAAUGGUUGCGGUAAAUUGGUCGCCGAACCAGUGUCCGCAGUGCCUGCCGCUCUGCAAUCAAAUGUUGUACAGUCUGCACAAAAGCCUGCUCGGACGUAUGCAUCCCUUUCGGAGUACUCUUCUGCUGCGCUUCGGGGACCCUCGCUGGAGGAUCUACUCGCAGGACAAACACUAUCAUUGGUAUCAGAUUCUGUCAAAUAUUGGCGGUGUCUUGGGCAUUUGCAUUGGCUGUUCGCUCAUCAGUGGCUUCGAGUUGAUUUACUUUAUGGUCUUUCGGUUCUGGUCACACUUUCGGCACGACCCAUCGAAUGUAUCUGUAGCCUAA
Molecule: messenger RNA, 1293 nt
Organism: Drosophila persimilis
Lineage: Eukaryota; Metazoa; Arthropoda; Insecta; Diptera; Drosophilidae
Gene: ppk27
Product: sodium channel protein Nach
Exons: 3
Coding region: 1-1293 (430 amino acids)
Biological process (GO): sodium ion transmembrane transport
Cellular component (GO): membrane
Molecular function (GO): ligand-gated sodium channel activity
Source: RefSeq, a predicted model, not a curated record